CAGGUUAAAUUUACAAAGUUCGAAUUUAUUUAAAAAAUAUCUUUUGUUGACAAAGCUUUCAUUUAAUUAUUAAAAUCUAUCAAGUAAUGAUUUUUUUAUCAUCACAAUUUAAAUAUAUGGAUUAAAAAAAUAAUUUUAUCCACUGGUUUCAAUGGAUUUGUUCAAAUUAACAAGACUUUGCCUAAUCCGUAAGUUAUUUAUAAAAUCAACUCCUCUUAAAAUUUAUUCAAGACAACAAAAUACAUCAGUUUUGGAAAAAAAUAAUUUAAAUGAACAAGAAAUAAAAAUAAGUAAAGAAACAAUUGUCAAAUUAGAACGGUUGUCAUUAGUAGAUUUUGGUAACGAAGCUGGAAUAAAAAGACUCGAGUCGGCAAUUAAAUUUGCUGAGCAACUGAAAUUAUUAAAAAUUGAUGAUUCUGUCAAACCAAUGUACAGUGUUUUGGAAAAUAAAAAUCUAAGAUUAAGAAACGACGAAGUAACUGACGGUAAUUACCGUAAAAAAAUAUUAAAAAACGCAGUUGUCACUGAGGAAGAAUAUUUUGUAGCACCACCAGGAAAUAUUCCACUAGAACAAUGA
Microplitis mediator is the source of this 577-nucleotide messenger RNA. It is a transcript of the gene GatC, whose product is annotated as glutamyl-tRNA(Gln) amidotransferase subunit C, mitochondrial. Gene Ontology annotation, molecular function: glutaminyl-tRNA synthase (glutamine-hydrolyzing) activity. Gene Ontology annotation, cellular component: glutamyl-tRNA(Gln) amidotransferase complex; mitochondrion. The transcript has a single exon. Gene Ontology annotation, biological process: regulation of translational fidelity; mitochondrial translation; glutaminyl-tRNAGln biosynthesis via transamidation. Bases 152 to 577 code for a protein of 141 amino acids. NCBI's taxonomy places the organism in Eukaryota, Metazoa, Arthropoda, Insecta, Hymenoptera, Braconidae. The record is from RefSeq and is a predicted model, not a curated record.